UCUACUGCACUCGACGUUAUUGCGGGGCCGACAGUCACAAAACAACUCAUCGCAAAACGCAUCAAAACCUACCAAAUAUCCGCCUCUUGAUACAGUUUACAUGUCCGGAGUCUCAAUCAAAGCGGCGUCCAUUAUCAAUCAUUGAACAAUCAAGCAUUAUCAAGUUAACUGGCGAUUAUCAUAUUAAGAGUCGCCCUCUCCGAUAGCAGCCGGACCUUUGAUACACUGUUUCGUCAGUGUCGCCGCAAUGUUGGAGCCGGGUGUGACGAUCGCGCCGCUGAUGAACUCCGGUGAAUGUUACAAACUCGUGAAGAGAAUCUAUGGUCUCGAAGUGUCCCGGGUCUCGGAGUUGAAUGGGUACGACGACAAGAACUUCAAAGUUGCUGUCGGAAGCAAAGGCGAUGAAAACGUACAACUUUACGUGUUGAAAGUCCUCAACUCGCUGGAUUCAAAGAAACUUGGCUUCAUCCAGGCGCAGAAUGCAUUAUUGUUGCAUCUUGGCGAACGCGGGAUUAUUUGUCCGCAGCCACAACAAACACAAACCGGUGGAUAUUAUGCCAUAGAGCAAUUAAGAAGCGGUGCUCAUGUGGUCCGUCUGAUGAAAUUCAUUGAUGGUUCCAUUUUGCAUCAAGUAGAAGGAUCUUGGGAUCUUUACUACAAAGCAGGAGAAUAUAUUGCAACAAUUGACAACUUAUUACAAGACUUUUAUCACGUGGCUUAUGAAACACAUUCAUCGAUGUGGAUGUUGGAUAGUGUACCGCAAUUGCGACCGUUUUUAGACAAAGUACCUGAUUUAAAUAAACAAGAAAAGUUUGCUGAGAUAAUCAGCGCGUUCGAGCGCGAAGUUUUAAAAAUUGGACAUAAUUUACCACGUGGAAUAAUCCACGGGGAUUUUAAUGAGCAAAAUGUUGUUGUCUCUGCGUUGAAUGGCACUCCUGAAAUUCGCGGCGUGUUGGAUUUCGGCGAUUCACAAAAAGGUUGCUAUGUUUAUGAACUGGCCAUUGCAAUGACUUACAUGAUGAUUGUAAGUAAAAAAGUCGCAAUGGGUGGAGCAGUGUUGCAAGGAUAUUUGAAACAAAGAAGUAUGACUGAUGAAGAGCUAGGAUUACUCAGAAUUUGUAUCCUGGCAAGACUCUCACAAUCAUUGAUAAUGGGCGCGUAUUCAGCCCAUUUACACCCAGAAAAUGCUGCAUACUUGCUCACCACCUCAGUAUCAGGAUGGGCAAUGUUUGAAGACAUUUAUAAAUAUACCAAUGAAGAAUUACUCGCAUUGUGGUUGAAACAAGCUUAGAUGAUAUAUAUUCCCAUGAAACUUCAGAAUAUGUUGAUGAAAUACAUUUAUUCAAUGAGGUAUUCUAAUGGAUAUGAUGUCAGACAUUCGCAGCACAGCUUUUGGUAUUAUUUCUUGUGUUGGAGUGUGUAAAUCAUUGACUAUUAUGUUCUGAAAGUUACCAUCAAUGGUCUGCACCUUCCCGUCCACGGUCGUAUUAUCAUGCAAUACUAUGUGCGCCGGUAAACCUAUAUAUUCAAGAAUUGUACACAAAUUUCAUUCAAUAUAAACAAUUAUCACCUA
Molecule: messenger RNA, 1573 nt
Organism: Dalotia coriaria
Lineage: Eukaryota; Metazoa; Arthropoda; Insecta; Coleoptera; Staphylinidae
Product: hydroxylysine kinase
Exons: 3
Coding region: 248-1291 (347 amino acids)
Molecular function (GO): amino acid kinase activity
Source: RefSeq, a predicted model, not a curated record